CCCAGACCCCUCAAAUAUGGCCCAUCAAACCAGCGACCAACGCCAUUACCGCAGCCGGGAAUGCAAUGUGUCGUCGGAGCUAAGCUGACAUGAAGAACAAAAUACCUAUUUUUCCCCUUUCCAAAUUCUCACAUGGUUUCUCUCUCCAAUGCCCUCACUUUCUCCCCCACUUCGUUCUAAUCGCAGUGGCCGCUUCUUCAGAAAAAACCCAUGUCUUGUGAAACCCUAUCUCAACAUCACUUCAAAAGCCCACCUUUCUCAAGCAAUCUUUUCUCUCGAGCUCUUAACAAGAAAGGGAAUUCACUUACCCUUUCGAACCCUUGCUUCUCUCUUGCGAAAAUGCGCGGAAACCAAAUCUCUCAAAGAAGGCAAAUUCCUACACCUUCAUUUGAAACUAACCGGGCUCAAAAAGGCCGGCACUUUUUUAUCCAAUCAUUUGAUCAAUAUGUAUUCUAGUUGCGGCGAUUAUAUUGGUGCUUGCAAAGUGUUCGAUGAAAUGGGUGCUAGAAAUUUAUAUUCUUUUAACAAUAUGCUAUCUGGGUAUGCUAAAUUGGGCAUGAUAAAGCCUGCUAGGCAGUUGUUCGAUCAAAUGCUCGAGAGAGAUGUCAUUUCGUGGAACACGAUGGCUAUUGCUUAUGCAAAAGGCGGGCAUUUUGUGGAAGCGCUGAGAUUUUAUAAGGAGUUGAGGAGUCUGUGUAUCGGAUACAAUGAGUUUAGUUUUGCUGGUGUUUUGACUGUUUGUGUUAAGUCGAGGGAAUUGCAACUUACCAGGCAGGUUCAUGGUCAGGUUUUUGUUACUGGUUUUUUGUCAAAUUUGGUGAUUUCGAGCUCUCUCGUUGAUGGUUAUGUGAAAUGUGGGAUGAUAGGGGAUGCUAGGAAGGUGUUUGAUGAGAUAAAAGUGAGAGAUGUUCUUGUUUGGACCAGUUUGAUUUCAGGGUAUGCUCAAUGGGGAGAUAUGGAAUCAGCAAAUGAUUUGUUUGAUCAAAUGCCUGAGAAAAAUCCGGUUUCUUGGACAGCUUUGAUUUCGGGUUAUGUUAGAAAUGGUAUGGGGAAUAAGGCACUUGAAUUGUUUACAAGGAUGAUGGUGUCUCGAGUUAGACCUGAUCAGUUUACCUUUAGUAGUUGCCUUUGCGCUUGUGCUAGUGUAGCUUCACUUGCUCAUGGUAAACAAAUACAUGCCUGUUUGAUACGAACUAGUUUCAGACCAAACAUGAUAGUCAUAAGUUCCCUCAUUGAUAUGUAUUCCAAAUGCGGCAAUCUUAAUGUUGGCAAACAGAUUUUUUAUCUUACAAGUGAUAAGGAGGAUCCUGUAUUGUGGAACACAAUGAUUUCUGCGUUGGCACAGCAUGGACACGGUGAAGAGGCAAUAAGAAUGUUUUGUGACAUGGUAAAGCAAGGGAUGAAGCCAGAUGAGACCACUUUUGUUGUCAUCGUCAAUGCAUGUAGCCACUCUGGUCUUGUUGAAGAAGGGCUUAGGAUUUUUGAAUCCAUGUCUUCUGAUCAUGGCAUAAUUCCAGAUCAACAUCAUUAUGCAUGCUUAAUUGAUCUCUUGGGUCGAGCCGGUCGUUUUGACUUAUUGAUGAACCAUGUAGAGAAGAUGCCUUGUACGCCUGAUAGCCGUGUUUGGAAUGCAUUACUUGGUGUUUCUAGAAUCCAUGGAAAUAUAGAAUUGGGGAGAAAAACAGCCGAACAACUUAUUGAGUUACAGCCCCAGUCUUCUGCAGCAUAUGUAUUACUUUCAAGUAUAUAUAGUGCACUAGGGAAGUGGGAAUCAGUCGAGAAAGUGAGACACCUUAUGAAUAAGAGACAAGUCAAGAAAGAGGUAGCUCUUAGUUGGAUAGAACAUGAAAGUAAAGUGCAUGCUUUCACCGUAUCAGAUUGCUUGCACCCUUUGAAAGGAGCAAUAUACUCGACCUUGGAUCAGUUAGCCCGUCAGAUGGAUGAAGCUGUUUCAUUGCUCGAGUUUGAAAGCGGAAGUUAACUAUUGUCAUCUUUGCUGAGUUGUUUUGUUGGAGACCCGCAUCUAGUGUUGUAUCAUUUUUUCCCGU
Molecule: messenger RNA, 2048 nt
Organism: Hibiscus syriacus
Lineage: Eukaryota; Viridiplantae; Streptophyta; Magnoliopsida; Malvales; Malvaceae
Product: pentatricopeptide repeat-containing protein At2g21090-like
Exons: 1
Coding region: 149-1981 (610 amino acids)
Biological process (GO): RNA modification
Molecular function (GO): RNA binding; protein binding
Source: RefSeq, a predicted model, not a curated record